This is a messenger RNA of Phyllotreta striolata, 1696 nucleotides long. Lineage: Eukaryota; Metazoa; Arthropoda; Insecta; Coleoptera; Chrysomelidae. The record is from the annotation of a GenBank genome assembly.
UUUGGAACUAGAAUGAGUGUAUAAUAAACUCUAUUAAAAUGAAAAUAGUUUGCACAAUUUUACUGUUUGUAUCAUUUACAGGUAUUCCGAUAAGUGGAUGCGAUACUAAGGAAAACUUGAUAGUUGAGGUACAUUCUGGGAAAAUUCAAGGACAUGUAUUAAAAAGUGGAAAUGGCAAAGAUUACUAUGCAUUCCAAGAAAUACCUUACGCAGCGCCUCCGAUUGGAAAACUUAGAUUCAGACUACCCCAGGAACCCGAGAAAUGGCCCGGCGUUUUACCCACCACCAAAAAUACAAAAGUUUGUUACCAGAGUAAUGCAUAUAAUCUCAACAAAACCGAAGAUUGCCUUUAUUUGAAUGUUUACACACCAGUGAUACCAGGAGGUAACGAAUCAUUACCCAUUUUAUUCUGGAUACAUGGCGGAGGAUUCAACUGGGGAUCUGGCACAUACGAUGAUUAUGGCCCAAAAUAUCUCAUGGGGCAGGGUAUUAUUGUAGUAUCGACUAAUUACCGCCUUAAUCCCUUCGGCUUCCUUAGCACCGAAGACGGAGUAAUACCAGGCAAUUUAGGUAUGAUCGACGUGCAAUUUGCCCUUAAGUGGGUACAGAAAAACAUCCAUCUCUUCGGAGGAAACCCGAAUCAAGUAAUUAUCGCCGGGGAAAGUUGCGGUUCAAUGGGAGUCAAUAUGCUUCUACUUGGCCCGUGGAGUGAUGGAAAACCUCUCUUUCACGGUGCUAUAAUGGAGAGUAGUUCACAAUUAGGGGGCGUUUAUCAAGUGAAUGCCAGAGAAAACGCCUUCGCUCUUGCUCGACGCGUAAACGCAUCAUUUUCUUCUAACGAUUCGUACGAGUUGUUGGAAGUCCUGCAAAACGCAUCAACGGAUGACCUGUUCCAACCGAAACUGAUCAUGGGAACCACUACAGAAAAAACCGGAGAUUUUUCUUACCCGGCACUUCAAGCGUACAUGGAUGGAAAUAUUAAGAAAGUUCCUCUGUUGAUCGGCAUAAAUUCUGAAGAACGAAUUACGUCUGUUUCUUCCAUAAGUGACGACAAACUGGCCGAGAUGGACAAAGAUCCGAGUCUGUUAAUUUCACCAUGGAUUCACAUGUCUCCUGAAAAUAGAACAAUAGCGGGAAAGCUACUGAAAAAAUUGUAUACCAAUAAAACUUUUGUUGAAGAUCAUGCUGCUUACAUAAGAUGGGCCACAGAUAUAGACUUUGCUACUCCCACCGGCAAACAAGUUCAACUAGGAGCAAAAUACGCCCCUAAUUACUUAUACAAGUUUUCGUAUUGGGGAGAAAUGGGGGCCAACCAUUUCCAGAAAAACAUGUUACCAGGUGCUGAGAGAGUUGGUCACAUGGAGGAACUCCAUUAUUAUUGGGUAUUUGAAAAUAACGACGAUUUGAGUAAAUUCCCGCAAGAAGAUCAAAAUACAUUGUGGAGAAUGAUCAGAUUAUGGACUAACUUCGUUAAAUAUCUAAAUCCAACUCCAGUAGAAGACCCUCUACUAUUCAAUAUUACUUGGCCAACAUCAAAACCUGAUACAUUGGAUUAUCUGAACAUUAACAGUACGUUUAAAAUAGAGCAAAAUCUGAGAAUGUACAAGGAAAUUAGCAGCAUUCUUGAUAAAUACAUGGAGCCGCCCUACGAGGCGUACGGUCAUAUUUAAUUUAAAUUAAUAAAUAAAAAAUUUCG